AUGUCCUCGUUUGAGACACCGUCAGCAGGUCUGACCGCAGCCCUUCAGGAAGAAAAGUCCGUCACCAACCCGGCGCCCGGAGAUGGCGGCGGCGCGUGCGGCCCGCGGGAGCGCCGCUCGCCCCCCGCGCUGCCCCGCGCGGCCCCGCGGGCGCGGCUGCUCGUGCGGGGCCCAGAAUUGAGCCCCGCUUGGAGAAUCGAUUGUGGCUACCGUCCUUCUUGGACUCUGGCUGGCUCCAGCCCUUGCUACAAUACUCGUGAGUAUGGUGACCAAUUACCAAAUCCCAAUGGACUCCAGCAAGUCGUAGACCAGCAGCCAUCCACAUCCAUCACCAGGCAAAUCACCGUUAAUGGACAGUUACAACUUGUGUUCAUCAACAGGCAAUGGCGCGUGGCAACUAUCGAGCAACAGGGCGGCUUCAGGUCCUGGAAAACCAUCUGGGACUACAACACCGGCUUUAUUGCAACCAAAGUGCUGCCAGAGAGAGUUUGCUACGUUUCCGUCAUGAACAGAAGCCAGAUGCCCACCUUUGAUUCACUCCCAAUGAUGGUAUCUGAUCCUCAGAACCUGCAGUUCCAAGGACAGCUGACAAGGCAGCUCACAUUCGUCACCCAGGGACUUGUCCGUGACCUCCAGGCCUAUGGAUCCAGCAUCUAUGCCAUGUGCAGAGGACUCCCAACCUACGUGGCUACUCAAGUCUAUGGUCCCCAAAACACUUUCAACCUGGGAUCAUGCAUCAGACUUGAUGUCCUGCGGCUCGUGGAGCUUAGGUACUGUCGUGCCAACAUCAAUGGCAACAUCAACGGCAACAUCAACGGCAACAUCAAUGGCAAUAUGAACAUCGGUGUCAAGGGCCUUCCUUGA
Molecule: messenger RNA, 864 nt
Organism: Apus apus (common swift)
Lineage: Eukaryota; Metazoa; Chordata; Aves; Apodiformes; Apodidae
Exons: 7
Coding region: 1-864 (287 amino acids)
Biological process (GO): regulation of cell population proliferation
Source: RefSeq, a predicted model, not a curated record